CGUCAAAAAAAUCUUGUCUGUCAUGUCACCACAGGCUGUCAGUUUAUGCCCGUACUAAAUAAAAAAUAAUUAGGCUGCAACACGCUGCCAUGCACAAAAUCAAGACUUUAAGAUCUUGAAAUGCAGUGAUCAUCAAAUCAAAAAAUCACCAUUUUAUUUUCAUUUCUAAAUCGCAACAAUCUUUUGGAGACCAAAAUUUUUAUUCGGCACAGUACGGGCAGAAAUUCGGACAGCAAACAUUCUGAACUGUCUCGAUCUAGAAACUAGGCCUUUAAUCUUCCUAAGAUCGGUCUGGUGGUGACGAUGACAGAGAAUUCAGGCACAACAGCUAUGGAGGACCUCACCGUGUUAUCAUUUCGAAAACCAGAGGAGAUGAAGCGGCUUUUCAAACACUUCCGAAACGUCGUUAAUCAUCCUCUCACACGAAAGAAUAAAGUCCUGCAUAGCUAUCUAAACAACUUGGCCGCAACGCACAAAAAGAUAUACCUACAAAAUCGUGAUAACGUUGAGGUUGAGUAUAUUUUUACAACGGAGAAGAAGAGUAACCUGCAAAGGCAGAGAUUUAACAGUCUUCCAGUUAGUGAAGUACCUGAGUUGUUAAAGGCGGAACUGCUUUUCACGUCUGAGAAUGCGAAACAAGUACAUAUAUGCACUGAUUGUAGUAUAGAAAUUGAGCUGAACGAUGAGGAACCGCUGAUGGAAUCACUUUCGAAGCAUUUUAACUCGGCUGCCCACUUGCCCAAGCUGAAACGAGAGAGUAUUGACGUCGCCGAACCGAUUAUCUUGCCGAACUUGUCUAGAAGAUUGUCAGCUAUGGGUGAAACAUUGCCGAAGAUCAAGGAAUUGUCGAUCACGAAACCAGUUGAGAAAUUAGAACGGAAUUUCUCGUCUCGCCUCAGUUCGGCGUUAAUGAAACAUUUGCCUGACGCCUCCGAGGCGAGCGUCGAUGCCGGUCUCAAAUUCUACCAAGAAAUCUUCGAUAAACUAUCCGCUGACGUUUCGGCUAUCGACUUUUCGGCUCAAACGAGUUCCGUAGCUCCGAUCAUCAUGAGUAUUAAGGACAAUGUUUAUCAAAAUUUCGCGGCAGAUGCUAACAAGAAUAUAGAUAACGACGAAAAUGAGCAGACAGCUGAAAAGCCUAAGAGUCAAGUGAAAAAGUACCGUUACUACGGGCCGAUAGAGGCCUUGAUAGUCAAACUCCUCGUUAACCAUAAGCUUCUCUCGUUGAUUGACGAUAGAACUGGGAAGUUGGCUUUCUUCUGUAUUGCCUGUGAAUACUACACCCUAAGAUUCCACUACGACAGUGUACUUAACCACGUGUUCAGUGAGUCGCACGUCCACAACUUGUCUUGCAUUCUACAGUCGGACAAAAGCGUCCCGUUUUCAAUGAGAGAACCGUCCACAGAGAAAAUUAAGGAGAUGAAUGAAAAGUUCCUUUUGAGUCACGAUAUUAGUUUCAAUGGGAACGGACUGUAUUGCCGUCUGUGCAAUACUUCCAUAGAUUCUUUAGAAGCGUCUAUUUUACACAUUCUUGAUGAGAAGCAUCUUGCUAGAUUGUCUGAUGAACUUUACAUUCGGAUGAAGGAGAGCGACCCUGAGCGGUCGAUCCCCGAGGAAUGGGGACCGAAAGAUCUUAACUGGUCAAAGUAUUUGGCGAGUGUAGGGAAGCCUCCAAACAGCAGGGACCAUGUUAUUAUAGAAAACUUUAUCAAGCCUUCGGGCAAGAUUGGGAACUUCUGCACCUGCUGUGACAUGACAUUGAAAGGUCCAAGACAGGUCCUCUUCAAUCACAUCCGUCAGAAGAAGCAUCUGCGGAACGCUGCCCCUCGAAAGCUGUCCAUGCUUUAUAAGAACCACUGCCGACCCUCUGAAUACUUUGCCAGUUUCGGUAACUACUAUAUCUGCACCAUAUGCCCUGACUACGUCGCGGUCCCUUCCAUCUCCGCGAUGGUCGAGCACUUUGAAAGCGCCUCCCACUUCGAGACCAUCUCAAAAUUGAUCCGCUCAGCCCUAUACAACGACAUCGACAAAGAUCUGCUUUCAUCGAACAAAGUCAUUGAUUUGAAAUGUCAGGUCUGCGAUUUGACCUUCCAAGAUUAUAAUGAAGCUGUGAAGCAUAUUCUGGGUAGUAUUGAACAUCAGACAGCGGUCGCUGAGGCUAAGAUCAACGCGAACAAAGGUGAUAUUAUAAGUGUGUACAUGAAAGGCAACCAUAUUCUCCAUAGCGAAGGGUCGACUUUCACUUGUGUGGGAUGCAAAGGAGUUUUCAAUUCUAUACGUUCGUUGCUAACUCAUUUGGUGUACGCUGAGCAUUUUCAAGAGAAACCGGCUAUUGAGAGCGUUUUCCGUUUUUAUUUGGAGUUGAAGCAUAAUCUGAAUAUGUUGAUGAGGAAUAAGUAUGUGUACUAUCAGUUUGGUUGUCUGAAGUGCGGUGUGUGUGACGCGGAUGUCGAGGAAGGGGAGACCGCGAAGAGACACGUCGUUUCGGCGCGUCAUCGUGAAAAUAUGGGGGCCAGCUAUAUUUGUCUGGAUGCAUCUGCAGUUGAAUAAGAUAGCGUGUGUAUGCCACAUAUGUACUUGACGAUUGUUUUUGUGAAUCAUGAUAUAAGAGUAAUUCCCAAAUGAGAAAUCAUUAUACAAUAAAAUUUUAAUAAAUGGAUUAAUUUUUUAAUUUUAA
Molecule: messenger RNA, 2677 nt
Organism: Trichoplusia ni (cabbage looper)
Lineage: Eukaryota; Metazoa; Arthropoda; Insecta; Lepidoptera; Noctuidae
Exons: 3
Coding region: 304-2550 (748 amino acids)
Source: RefSeq, a predicted model, not a curated record